GCGUGGAGCAGUAUUGCAGCACUUGCAGUCUUCUCCCUCACUCUGACAAUGUUGCUGCCUGCAACUUAUAAUAUUUUUCUCCUUCUCUUUUACCUUUAAGUCAUCACUGCUGCCUUCCAGCUUGCGCUUGUGCCGCUGGAUUGAGCAAAGGGAGGGAAAGCAUUUUGGCUUAGAAACACAAAGGAAGAGGUUUAAAUCCAGCCUUCUGGGGACUGCUAUGGAUUUUCUUUUCCUGGGUGAGAGCAACAAAAGGCUGCCUGAAAGACGAGAGCGCACCACCCAUGUGGGCUGAUGGCUGCUCUCCCCCAGCGUGCGCUAAGUUGGAAUGCAGAUGGGAGUGAAGUGCCUGCUUUGCCUUCUCUGCGGAAGCUGGGGAGCCAGUCUUCAGUUUUGCCCAUGCUGCUUCACCUUCAACCAGAAUUUCUUCAUUAAUGCCUGCGUUUAGAAACUCUUGCCCUGUUCUGCCUCGUGGCCAGCCAGUUUGACAGAUCUGUUGCUGGAUUUUCUUAAGGGAACGUAUCAAGAUCUGUUCACCUUUUUAAGAUAAUAACAAUAAUUAUCUGCAUUCCAAAUCUAGAGAUCCCGACUGACAACGGUUUUAAAUUUUACUACACGGGAGUGUACCAUUUGUUGGGUGUCAAUCUGGUAGAGUCAAUAGGACUUUGUUCCGUUUAAGUGGAGGAGUGCAGUAGAGCCCUACUGUCUUGUGGGAGACUGCCGGAGAGAGCGAGGCUGCUGUAAUGUGAUUCCAGUGCCAUCCAAGGCGGAGAGAGAGGAGUGCCUCUUGCAAUUUAGCUGAAUGCUUUGAUAGUUAAAUAGCAGACAUGCUUUGCGGGCUGAAAAAGGAUUUGCAGUCAGACUUCGAUGAUGGCCCUUACUCGAAAGGGAGCAAAGACUCAGGUGGACUGGAUACAGCCCUGGUUUCAAGAAGGCAAAGUAUACCAGAAGAAUUCAGAGGAGUCACAAUUGUGGAACUGAUUAAAAAAGAAGGAAGCACCCUUGGCUUAACUAUAUCUGGUGGUACAGAUAAAGAUGGUAAACCAAGAGUUUCCAACCUGAGACCAGGAGGGCUGGCAGCAAGGAGCGACCAGCUAAACGUUGGUGACUACAUCAAGUCAGUGAAUGGGAUUAACCUGACGAAACUUCGGCAUGACGAAAUCAUAAGCCUUUUGAAGAACGUGGGGGAAAGGGUGGUGCUAGAGGUAGAAUACGAGCUGCCACUAGCGGCCCCGGAUAACAGUGCCGGCAUCAUUCCAAAGACCAUUGAAGUCACCCUGUACAAAGAAGGCAACAGUUUUGGAUUUGUACUACGAGGAGGAGCCCACGAAGAUUGGCACAAAUCCAGGCCAUUAGUACUGACAUAUGUUAGGCCAGGUGGUCCAGCAGACAGGGAAGGGUCUCUGAAAAUUGGGGACAGGCUGCUGAGUGUUGACGGGAUUCCCCUUCACAGUGUGAGUCACGCUGACGCAUUGAACAUUCUUCGCCAGUGCAACCAAGAGGCACUUUUCCAGAUUGAGUAUGAUGUCACCAUAAUGGAUACAGUAGCCAAUGCUUCAGGUCCUUUGCUAGUGGAAAUUGCAAAGACUCCCGGCUCUGCACUAGGAAUCACACUAGCAACAAACACCCAUCGGAAUAAGCAGGUCAUAGUCAUUGACAAGAUCAAGCCAGCCAGUGUGGUAGACAGGUGUGGGGCCUUGCAUGUUGGCGAUCACAUUCUUUCCAUUGAUGGCACCAGCACUGAACAUUGCUCCUUGCUGGAGGCUACCCAACUGCUAGCUGCAACGUCAGAAAACGUCAAGUUGGAGAUACUACCUGCACACCAGAGUAGACUCCCCCUCAAGCCUCCAGACACGGUCAAAGUGCAGAAGAGUGACCACCACCAUUGCUGGGAUCCCUGUGUCAGCUAUUGCCACACUCACCAUCCAGGGCAUUGCAAGACACCCACCUGGAACCAGACAUCCAGCCAGGAUUACUGCAAAUCUCUUGUAGCUGCCAGCUUUGCAUCUCCCACGAUGAACACGUCAGCGUUUGCCUGCCAGAAUUCUAAUACUCUACCUCGAAGCAACCAUCCCAUGAGCCCACGGGCCACCAUGUUGAGGAGAAGACAAAGGAAGAAGGAGCACAAAAGCUCAUUGUCAUUGGCCUCUAGCACUGUGGGACCUGGAGGGCAGAUUGUUCAUACGGAAACAACAGAGGUGAUUCUAAGAGGAGACCCCUUGAACGGCUUUGGACUGCAGCUGCAGGGAGGGAUCUUUGCUACUGAAACUCUCUCUUCUCCACCUCUCAUCCGAUUUAUUGAGCCUGACAGCCCAGCAGAGAGGUGUGGCCUCCUGCAAGUUGGAGAUAGGGUGCUUUCCAUCAACAGCAUUGCAACAGAAGAUGGGACAAUGGAAGAAGCCAACCAGCUCUUGCGGGAUGCAGCACUUACUAACAAGGUUGUGCUGGAGAUUGAAUUUGAUGUAGCAGAAUCGGUCAUUCCCAGCAGUGGCACCUUUCACGUGAAGCUACCCAAGAAAAGAGGUGUGGAGCUUGGAAUUACUAUCAGCUCAAGCAGAAAGUCUGGGGAGCCUUUAAUUAUCUCUGAUAUCAAGAAGGGAAGUGUAGCACACAGGACUGGCACCUUAGAGCCUGGAGACAAGCUGUUAGCCAUUGAUAAUAUCCGACUCGACAAUUGCUCAAUGGAGGAUGCGGUGCAGAUCUUAAAGCAGUGUGAAGAACUUGUCAAAUUGAAGAUCAGGAAGGAUGAGGAUAAUUCUGAUGAGCAAGAAACAACUGGUGCUAUCAUCUACACAGUGGAGCUAAAGAGAUAUGGUGGACCCCUGGGAAUCACUAUUUCAGGGACCGAGGAGCCUUUUGACCCAAUUGUCAUUUCAGGACUGACAAAACGAGGGCUGGCGGAAAGGACUGGAGCGAUCCAUGUAGGAGACCGGAUAUUAGCUAUUAAUAAUGUAAGCCUUAAGGGGAAGCCUCUGAGUGAAGCCAUUCAUCUACUCCAAAUGGCUGGAGAAACUGUAACUCUGAAGAUCAAGAAGCAAACCGAAAGGACUUACCCGAAACAGUCUGGGAGUAUAAAUGAAGUGAGCGACCCAGAAGAUGACCUGACUGAUUCCCAGAAAACUAGCAAACUCUCUGAGAUUUAUUCCACCACAAUCCCCAGUGUGGACAGUGCAAUGGAAUCCUGGGACGGUUCUGGCAUUGAUGCUGGUUAUGGAAGUCAGGUAGGUACAUACUUGCCUCAAGCUGUUGGCAUUGCGCUUCACCCACAUGAAUGGAGAUCCAGCAGACAGAAGAACAGUACCCCUCCUGGUGAUCCCAGGAAGAGUUACCCCUUUAUGGAUGGCAGUUUCAGUGAAGAUGACUGGGAGAAGCCCAGCAGAUAUCCCAACCGCCAAAAUGGCCUUGAGACCGCACAUGAGGAUAAUUUUUGGCGUGUUUUUGGAGAAGCUUUGGAGGACUUGGAAACAUGCGGCCAGUCUGAGCUUUUGAGGGAGAUUGAGGCAUCCAUCAUGACAGGGAGUGUACACAAUCUAGACCUUGACGGGGGCAAGUUGCUCAUGAACUCUGUCAACCAAUCAGGACUGAGCCCACCAAGGAAAGGGAACACCAAGAGCUCAGGUGAAGGGAAGGGCAAUGCCAAUGUCACUCCCACCAAGAAAAAUGACAGGAAUUUGGAGAUUAAGAUGAUGAAGGAAGAGAUCCAAGAAAUCAUGUCUCCCACCCCUCUUGAGCUGCACAAGAUAACUAUUUAUAAGGAUCCAGAGACUGAAGACUUUGGAUUCAGUGUCUCAGAUGGCUUGCUGGAAAAAGGCGUCUAUGUGAAUAUGAUCCGCCCAGAUGGGCCAGCUGAUCAGUGUGGACUCAAGCCCUAUGACAGAGUCCUUCAGGUAAACCGCAUUCGAACCCGGGACUUUGACUGCUGCUUAGCUGUCCCUUUGAUAUCUGAAGCAGGAGACAAACUGGACCUGGUAAUCAGCCGGAAUCCCCUGGCCUUCACUGCCAAAGCCCAGCUCGAUGAGGAUUUGCCAGGCCGGCAGCCUCCUAGUGUGGAGGUCAAGGCAAACACACAGACACUCUGAAUGCUGGGUGGGCUUGGCAUCAACUGUUCUUGAGGUCCUGUGGGGGUGGGGGCAAAGGGGUUGAUGGGUGUCCGUAACACUUUUUUCGGUUUUACUUUUGCACUGGUAUUGUGAUUACUCUGUGUAACGUAACUUGCCAUGAAGAAAUGGGUUUCCCUUUUGUCGCAUCUUGAAGCCAGUCAGCCUAGGCCUUGAAGCCCCAAGCUGAGGCAGACCGGUGGAAAUGGUCCCUCUUUGGCCAACUCGGUGGGUGGGAUGGGCUGCUGUUGCCACUGAAAGCAGGAAGCAGUGCCCAGCACAACUCACCUGGGAGAGAACAUCCUUUGCUCAUGGUAUGAGCUUCUCCAGCAAACGGGGUCACAGGGCACCAGACUAUCAUCUUUGCCCCUGUCUUCGAAGGGCUUGGGUACAUGGUGCUAUUUUCUUGUUGUUUGCUUUGUUAAAUCAUGUACAGUGAAACUUAAUAUUUAACACACACACACACACACACACACACACACACACACACACUGCUUUGUUUCUGUGAAAGGCCACCCCUGCACUACCCCAUAGCUUUUCCUUAGCCCACGGCAAGAAGAGCCUUUUCCCAAUUCACAGCCACACUCUCCCAGAUCACUGCGGUGCUUGGGAUCAACCGAGAGCAGAGUUUCCCUUCGCAAGUUUUAUGAAGUCCUGAGCCAUUUGUCACAAAAGACGAGGCUCGGGGGUGUAAUUUUUUUCUCCCUUGCCACAUCUCAGGCACUCAUUCUUUGGGGUGCAGCCUAAACACAUCCACCACUAUUUGACUUCAAGACAAUGUGUGCUUGUUUUCUUCCUUCCUUCCUUCAUCUACUGUGUUUUUCUUAGACAGCACUGAUGAUACCAUACACAAAGGGCAGGGAACUGGCUUUUCUGGGUCACCAGUAACCUUGUGUGUGCCUCCCCCUACACACACACAGCACCAAGAAUCUUUCUCUUGGUUGAACCAUGAGUCUGUGAGUGGGCAGCUGAAUGUGAGUCACUCACAUAACCCUCUUUGCCCUGGCCCUCGUUUCCCCCCCCAUGGGAGUGGGGAAACCCUUGUAUCUCCUUGUCACUGUUAAGCAUGAGACAUCCUCUGCGAGAUUGGUAUUGUGUCUCCCAGUGCACCUCCUGUGGGUCGUCCUAGUGCAAGUGCAAGUGCGUGCGUUUGUUUGUUUAAAAAACCCCCACUGAUGAUGAGGGUUGGCGCCCUGUUGUAACCAGUCAUAGCAGCAGCCCCAUGUUUUUAGUAGUUACCUUCUCCUCCCUGGCUUUAUGAGCACGAUGCCUAUGUGACCCUCUGCCUUCCACAACUGAAUUCCGUUGUAGUGAUCGUGGAUGUGAUAUUCACAAUCUUUGGAUGAUCCGCCUGCAGCAGGUGAGGCGGACUUGCAACUUAAGGCCAUGGUCUCUUUCUUUCCACGUGGCAAAAAUGCCGGGGCUUGCAAAUCUCACUCCAGCCAGUCCAAUGGCCUGUGCCAGGGUUUCUGGAAUAGCACUUUAUUGUGGUGGUUUUUUCGACUGUCCCCCUACAAGGGAACUUGAGUAAGACCCUGGAAAUAGGAAACUGGCUCCUCUCUUCCUUUGUAUGCCCUUUGUUUCUUUUGGUACCUUUCUGAUGCAAAUUAAGGUGCCAUGUUUUGGUAUGGGUAACCUUCUCCGGUAGAUCAGUAAACCACAACUGGUUUUCAGAUCUGAGCCCAGGUUAAGCUGUGAUUGCAUCUACGUCUCUCUUUUCCCCUCCCUCUCUCUUUUUUAAAAAAAUAUGCUUAUUCAUUUUCUGGGCCACAUCAAAGUUUCCGUGCUUUCCUUAAGAUGUGCAUGGAGUCCCUUUGGGGCUGCAUCUAGCUGUAGCCAUUUUCUCUUCUCAAAGUAUGCAAUAUUCCAUACCAUGGCUGCCAUAUAACCUAGAUAAUGUGCCAUAAAAGAAACUGGAGGGUAUUGACAGUUGAGCAGAAAAAAGGGGUUUUAUAUGCAAUAUUCCCAAAAUGGCGGAAGCUCAGCGUGGCUUCAAAUAGGUUUUUAAUGAAGACUUUUAAUAAGGCUUUAAAAAAAAUGGUCCUUGUAUCCCUUCCUAUGCAUUUUGAAUGAUAC
Podarcis muralis (Common wall lizard) is the source of this 6170-nucleotide messenger RNA. The record is from RefSeq and is a predicted model, not a curated record. NCBI's taxonomy places the organism in Eukaryota, Metazoa, Chordata, Lepidosauria, Squamata, Lacertidae.